AUGGAGACACAGGACGGAGCAGAGCUCUGCUUUCCACAACUCUUCAACACAUCCUGCAGGAAGCUGACAUCUCCUUUGUUUGAAGUGUUGCUCAUUCACAUUUUGCUUUCCUCCAUCUGUCUGAUCACUGUAGCUCUCAACCUGCUCGUCAUUAUCUCAGUCUCCCACUUCAGGCAGCUCCACACACCCACCAACAUCCUCCUCCUCUCUCUGGCUGUCGCAGACUUUCUCGUGGGCCUUGUGGUGAUGCCCGCAGAAAGCAUCCGAAAUACAACCUGCUGGUUUCUCGGUGACAUUGUGUGUUCUCUUUAUAAUUAUCUUUCUGCCAUUGUUACCGUUGCCUCAGUAGGUAACAUGAUGCUCAUAUCAUUUGAGCGUUAUGUGGCUAUUUGUGACCCUCUGCAUUACACCACCAGAAUCACUGUGAAUAGAGUUAAAUUCUGUGUUUAUUUGUGUUGGCUCUAUAGUGUUAGCUACAGCAUAUUCUUUGCGAAGGAUGACCUGACACAACCAGGGAUGUAUAAUUCCUGCUACGGAGAAUGUGUGUUUAUCAUUGACGAUAUCGUAAUAGCUGUAGACCUUGUUUUGAGCUUUAUUGUUCCUUUUACUGUCAUCGUAGCUCUGUAUCUGAGAGUAUUUGCCGUGGCUGUGUCUCAGGCUCGUGCCAUGCGCUCUCACAUUACAGCUGUCACACUCCAGCAUUCAGUGACUCCAAAGGCAAAGAAAUCAGAGCUGAAAGCAGCCAGGAAUCUUGGUGUUCUUGUAGUUGUGUUCCUAAUAUGUUUAAGCCCAUAUUACUGUCUCUUGAUUGUAGGUGAUGACUGGGUCACUGUCUCUUCAUCCUUUGUAAUAUAUCUGUUAUAUUUAAACUCUUGUCUAAACCCUGUGAUCUAUGCCUUCUUGUACCCCUGGUUUAGAAAAGCAGUUAAAAACAUUGUUACUCUUCAGAUACUGCAGCCUGGCUCCUGUGAGGCCAACAUACUGUAG
Molecule: messenger RNA, 987 nt
Organism: Sander lucioperca (pikeperch)
Lineage: Eukaryota; Metazoa; Chordata; Actinopteri; Perciformes; Percidae
Product: trace amine-associated receptor 13c-like
Exons: 2
Coding region: 1-987 (328 amino acids)
Biological process (GO): G protein-coupled receptor signaling pathway
Cellular component (GO): membrane
Molecular function (GO): trace-amine receptor activity
Source: RefSeq, a predicted model, not a curated record